AUGAAUGAAUCAUUAAAAUCAUUUCAUUCAGUUCCCGACCACGAAGAUUUAUAUUCAUUGCUAUCAUUAGCAAAUCCGAAAUCAACUACACCAAGUGAUUUUAAUCAUAAUAAUAGCGGUAGUAACAACAACAACAACAACAAUAAUAAUAAUAAUAAUAAUAAUAAUAAUAAUAAUAAUAAUAAUAAUAAUAAUAGUUCCAACUCAAAUAAUAAUAAUAAUUAUUCAAAUGGUUCUAUUCACAUCGGAUCACUAUUAUCUUUAUCGAAUAAAAAGGAAGAACCAAUUUGGAACAACAAUAAUAAAACAAAUAAACUAAACGACCCAAUCUUUGUAAAUAGUAACAACAACCAAGUACCAUUACCACAACCACCAUCCUCUUCAUCAUCUUCUUCAUCAUCCUCUUCAUCUUUAAAUAAUAAUAAUAAUAACCAACAAAUGAUAUCAUUUAUGAAUAAUAUUCAGCAAUUACAAAUCCAGCAACCACCAUUACACAAUAAUAAUAAUAAUAGAAUAAAUGGUAGUAAUAAUAAUAACAAUAAUAAUAAUAAUAGCAAUAACAAUAACAACAACAAUAAUAAUAAUAAUAAUAAUAAUAAUAAUAGUAAUAAUAAUAAUAGUAAUAAUAAUGGCCAAACAAAUGGGAAUAAUAAUAAUAAUAAUAAUAAUAAUAAUAAUAAUAAUAAUAAUAAUAAUAAUAAUAAUAAUAAUAAUAAUAACAAUAAUAACAAUAAUAGUUCAUCACAACCUCAUGUUCCAAACCAAUUAUCAUCGUCAACUCAACAUUUAAAUUCACCUCCACAAUUACAAUCCUCUCAAUCAUCUGUUUUAACCUUAUCAUCUCAAAAUAAUUUUUCAAACAAUCAUAACAGCAAUAACAACAACACAAGUCCACAACAAUUAUCUCCAACUAAAUUUGAUAAUCAAAUAAAAAAUGAAAAAACUAUACAAGUUGGUAACAACCAACCAAUUUCCCAACAAUUUCCACCAUCUCAAAUCCAACAACAACAUCAACCACAACAUCAAAACCAUCUCACACAUAUGUCUGUUCACCAAAACCAACAAAUCCAACAACAAAUCCAACAACAAUUACAACAACAACAAAUCCAAAUUCAACAACAACUACAACUUCAACAUCACCAACAACUACAACAACAACAAAAUCAACAACUACAACAUCAACAAAUCCAAAUUCAACAUCAACAACAUCAACACCAACUACAUCAACAACAACAACAACAUCAACACCAACAACAACAACUACAACAACAACCACAACAACAACAACAACAACAACAACAACAACAACAACAACAACAACAACAACAUCAUCAUCAUCAUCAUCAUCAUCCACAACAACAACAACCGCAACAACCACAACAACCGCAACAACCACAACAUCAACAUCAACAGCAACCACAACAACAACACCAUCAUCAACCACAACAACCACAUCAACAACAUCAACCUCAACCACAACAACAACCUCAACCACAACAACAACAACAACCACAACAACAACAACAACCACAACAACAACAACAACAACAACAACAACAACAACAACAACCACAACAACAACAACAACCACAACAACAACAACAACAACAACAACAACAACAACAACAACAACAACAACAACAACAACAACAACAAAAUCAACAACAACAACAACAACAACAACCACAGCAACAACAACAACAACAACAACAACACCAACAACUACUACAACAACACCAACAACAACAUCAACAACAUCAACAACAACAUCAACAUCAAAAUCAACAUCAACAACAACAACAACAACAACAUAUUUCAUUCCAACUAAUUACAUCACAACAUCAUGUAUCAAUUGAUGAUGACUACCCAUUAAAUAAUUUAUUAUACGAUAAAGUAUAUACUGGUUCAGUCUCAUUAAUUUGUUGUAAAUGUAACAACAAACAAAACGUUGAAAGUAAAGUAUUCCUUUCAAAUAACAUCCAAGUUAUUCCAGGACCUGAAGAUAAAAAUUAUGAAUUUAGAUGUUUUGAUUGUUCAAAAGGUCAAUUUUAUUUCAGACAUUUAUUUAAAACUUGGAAAGAGAUGAUCCAUACCUCAUUGUUCAAUUUGGAAAGAGAAAAGAAAUAUAGAUUCUCUCACUAUAGAGAAAUCAUUAAAUAUGUACAUAAACAUUCAAAAGAGUUAUUGGCUGAUCGUGAUAAAGUUUUACAUUCAAAAAUGAAAAAUAUUAUGACAGCAACAUUAUCAUAUAAUAGAAAAAUUUUCAUUUCAUUUGCACGUGAUUCAGGUAUGUGGUCAAAUUAUAGACAUGGUGAUUCAAUCGACGAAGAUGAAAGAGGUUUGUUAACUUGGAAAGGUAGUGAACAAUGGGAAGGUUAUAUUGAUCAAGAUAGUAAUCAUUCUCUAACUUGUAAAUCUUGUUCAAAAAUGAUUAAUUUUCAAAUGAAAGAUUUAGUUGGUAGUACAGUAUUACCUGGGCCAUCUGAUAGUAGAUUUGAAUUUUAUUGUGAUUCAUGUUCUCAAUCUAGAAAAUUCACACUAAAACAUCUUUCAAAAUCUUGGAAAGAAGUUGCUCAUACUGCAUUAUAUAAUUUAGAAAUCAUUAAAAAGUAUAGAUUCUCUCAUCAAAUUGAAAUCGCUUCAUAUGUUAAAUCUCAUCAAGAUUCUUUUGCUUUCAAUAGAGAAAUGGUAUUUGAAGAUAAUAUUAAAAAUAGAUUAAGUACUGUAUUAUCAAGAUAUAAGAAAGCAUUCACAUCAAUUGGUAGAUACACCGGUAUGUGGAGUAACUUUAGAGAAGGAGAUGAAAAUUUACAAGAAUUACAAGAGAUUGAUGACGACGGUGACGAUACCGAUGACUCUUCAUCAUCUUCAUCAUUGGAUGAAAUUGAUUUUGAUGGUGUCGAUCCUGAUGAAGUUCAAAAAAUGAAAUCAUCAAUGUCUUCACCAACAAAAUCUUCAAAAUCUUUCAAAAAGUCUAAAAAAUCUAAAAAAAUUAAAACAAAAUCAUUGAAAACUGGUGGCGUUAAAUCGGCUUCCACAAAUUCAACCCCAAUAAAACAAUUAAAAAAUAUUACUACAUCAAAUAAUAUUAAUAAUAAUAAUAAUAAUACAAAUGGAAAUAACAAUAACAACAAUAAUAAUAAUAACAAUAACCUUAACAAUUCAAAUAAUAAUAAUAAUAAUAAUAAUAAUAAUAAUAAUAAUAAUAAUAAUAAUAAUAAUAAUAAUAAUAAUAAUAAUAAUAAUAAUAAUAAUAAUAAUAAUAAUAAUAAUAAUAAUAAUAAUAAUAAUAAUAACACCACUAAUACUAAUUCAAAUACCAAUACAAAUACAAAUACAAAUACCAAUACAAAUACUUCCUCAUCAUCAUCUUCAACUGCAUCUUCAGUUGUUGGUUCACCAAUUUCAACAAUGUCAAGUGAACUCUUUAAUUCACCAAAGAAAACUCCACUAUUACCAACAUUAGGUUCAAUUGAUGGACCCAAUUCAAAUAAUAAUAAUAAUUCUAGUGGGGGAAAUAAUAAUAGUUCUAAUUUUAGUAUUUCAGAACAGCCUAACAAUAGUAAUAAUAAUGCAACAGCCACUGUGAAUUCUCCUACAAAUACCAAUAUUAAUAACAAUAUUAAUAAUUUACAACAUCUUAAACUUCAAUCAUCGCCUCCUCCUCCAACCGCCGCCAUAAUAACAACCACAACAACUACUACAACAAAUCAUAAUACUCACCAACAUCAUAACAACCAUCAACAACAACAACAACAACCACAACAACAACAACAACAACAACAACAACAACAACAACAACAACAUCUACAUCAUGGCAACCAUCAACAACAUCUACAUCCUCAUCCACACCACCAUCAAAAUCAACAUCACCAUCAUAGCCAUCAACAUUUACACAGUCACUUAAUCCAAAAUAGUGGAUUCUUACCUUAUAAUUUAAAUGGUAACAAUAAUAAUAACAAUAAUAAUAAUAACAAUAAUAGUAUUUCUCCAAAAUUAUCACCAGAUUCCUCAACCACUACACCUGUUUUGAGUAACUCCCCAAAUUUCAAUUUUUAUCAAUUUUAUGGGAAUAAUUCAAACCAAAACAACAAUAAUAACAAUAAUAAUAAUAGUAGUAGUACUGCUACCACUACAAAUCAUAAUAAUUCAAAUCAAGUCCAUAGUGGAAAUAAAGGUAAUGUUGAGUGUUGUUUGUGUUUCAAGACAAAGGUUCCACUACAAAAGUGUAAAAAUAAUUCUGCCACCCAUCCCUAUCAACAAUGUUCAAAAGCCUUUUGCAAAGAUUGUCUUUCCCAUAAUUACCACUUGUUUUUAGGUAAAACUGGUUCUGAUCUAUUCUGUCCAGAUUGUAAUUCUUCAAAUGAUAAUAAUAGCUCCUAUAACCCAUAUAACAACAACAGUAAUAAUACCAAUAGUAAUAAUAGUAAUAGUAGUAGUAAUAAUAAUACUGUAUUUAAUGGCAACCAUGGUUUCCAAAAUUCAUUUAAUGAAAUGGGUUGUCCUGGUAAUAGUAAUAAUAAUAAUAAUAGUAAUAGUAAUAGUAAUAAUAAUAAUAAUAAUAAUAAUAAUAAUAAUAAUAAUAAUAAUAAUAAUAACUAUCAACAAUUACAACAACAUGGUAAUUUAAUUAUUGGUCCAAAUAAUCAACAAUUAAAACAAAAAAGAAAAAUUGGAGAUGAAAAAGAAUCAAUAAUUUUACCAUUGAAUAAACAACCAAAUGAUAAGAGAUCAAAGAGUGAAUCAGAAUUAUUGUUACAUCCACAACAAUUACAAAUGCAACAACAACUAACUCACCACCAAAUCUUUGGAAAUGGUAAUGUUCAUUCUAGUCCAGUUCAAGGUAACCAACAUCAUCAACUUAAUGUUCAUUCUAGUCCAAUUCAAAGUCACCAAUCAAAUUUAGUUUUACAAAAUAAUGAUUCAAUUUAUCAAAGUCCAGUUCAUCAUCAUAAUCAUAAUCCUCACCAUCAAAAUAAUCAUAAUAAUAACCAACAAAGUCCUCAUCAAAGUCCAGUUCAUCAUCAAGUAGUGAUUCAUAACAAUAGCCAACAAAGUCCUCAUCAAAGUCCAGUUCACCCACAAGCAUAUUUCUAUGACCACUCACAUACCACCCAAAGAAAUUUAUUUUCUGCUCCUCAAUAUUUUGGAAACAAUAGUAACCAUAAUAGUCAUAAUAAUAAUAAUAAUAAUUUUAAUUCACCUCAAAUGAAUCAUCACCAUCAACAACAACAACAUAAUCAGCAACAUAACCAACAACAAUCUCAUUUACCAUUUCCAAUUCCAACAUCAUCACAUCCUAUAACAUUACCAACUAUUUCAAACAUUAAUGAUAAUAGCAAUAGCUCAAAUAGUUUAAAUUCACCACCUAUGAUUGGUUCUUUGUCUGCAUCAUUAGUUUCCCCCUCAUCCUCAAAUCCAUCAUUAAUCAAAAUUAAUUAA
Dictyostelium discoideum AX4 is the source of this 5442-nucleotide messenger RNA. RefSeq lists its product as hypothetical. The record is from RefSeq and is a predicted model, not a curated record. The coding region runs from base 1 to 5442 and encodes 1813 amino acids. The transcript is spliced from 6 exons. Lineage: Eukaryota; Evosea; Eumycetozoa; Dictyosteliales; Dictyosteliaceae.